Messenger RNA from Anguilla anguilla (European eel), 636 nucleotides. RefSeq names its product dharma (gene dharma). The record is from RefSeq and is a predicted model, not a curated record. Gene Ontology annotation, molecular function: DNA-binding transcription factor activity, RNA polymerase II-specific; RNA polymerase II cis-regulatory region sequence-specific DNA binding. Gene Ontology annotation, cellular component: nucleus. The transcript is spliced from 3 exons. Gene Ontology annotation, biological process: regulation of transcription by RNA polymerase II. The coding region runs from base 1 to 402 and encodes 133 amino acids. NCBI's taxonomy places the organism in Eukaryota, Metazoa, Chordata, Actinopteri, Anguilliformes, Anguillidae.
AUGCUGUAUGACUACUGCAGAAACGACCACUUCGGCUAUGCGCCCUUCAACUACUAUCCGUUAGACUUCGGCCAAGGAAGUUUCCAGAAUGGAGCAGGACCACAGACUCAGUACGUAGGCUUAUACCCACCAACAGUGAACAACCCGCGAAAACGGAAUCGAAUGCGCACUGUAUUCACGGAGACCCAGGCACAGAAACUGGAACAUCUCUUCGGCGUCACUGACUACCCGGCAGCUGAGGCACGGGAGGAACUAGCCGUGAAGGCUGGUCUGUCAGCGGAGACAGUCAGGGUGUGGUUCAAAAAUCGUCGUGCGCGAAGGAGGAGACAGGGCAUCGCUAAGGGCAGAACCUUAGCUCAUGCUAAAGGUGCAAAACGAGAUUCUCCGGGGAGCAACAAGUAGACAUGGCUUUGAAAUGAUAUGCUUAUCGGACAACUCUCAAGAACGCCUGCAAUAGUCAUUUCAGAAUGGAACUUCUGCUGCUAUCUUUGAAAUUGCAGGCUUGACUAGCGACAGUUCAUUUACAUUGCCUUAAUUUAUUGGGACACCACAUGUCAUUCAUGUGUUCAUUUUGAGAAUACAUGCUUUUGUAAACAUUGGUACCAUAUUUUUAUUUAAAUUCUGUAACAGUGUGCU